AUCCCAAGCCAGAGGUGACAGAAGGAAAGAAGGAAACACUCCCCGAGAUGACAUGAGGAAGAAACCUUGAGAGGAACCAGACUCAAAAGGGAACCCAUCCUCAUCUGGAUAACAGCUGAUAGGGGAGGAGCCUGAGCUGGGUGGGCCGAGCUCCACGACAAGCUCGCGCUCAGCAGAGCAGCAUUCAUACAGCGCGAGAGACGGAGACUGGGUUUCACUCGCAGUGCAGCCUUUUCCACGAUGCCUUUCUUGGAUUUGCAUACUCCAUUCCCAGUAAUCCAUGCUAAGGAUUUUUACCUGACUUAAGGGACACUUCAUGACAUUACAUCAUAAGAAAUUUGGAUACUGACGUACACUGGUACUCCAGAGCCCCUUAGUGGACUAAAGGGGUGGAUUGCACGGGUGGUAGACAGUCCAGCCAGAGACCAGGACCAUGGCUGACUCGGUGUACUCGCACCUCAUAGCAAUGCACUACAACUUCACUGGGAAAUUCCGUAAAGUAGAAAAGGAUCCUGGACUCAAGGCCGAUUCUGUCGUGUUUAUCAUUGUGUGCUGCUUCAUCAUUCUAGAGAACGUGCUGGUUCUUCUCACCAUUUGGCGGACCAAAAAGUUCCACAAGCCCAUGUACUAUUUUAUUGGGAACUUGGCUCUAUCGGACUUGCUGGCUGGAGUGGCAUAUACGGCCAACAUCCUACUCUCAGGAGCUAAUACGUAUAAACUGAGUCCCACGCAGUGGUUCUUCCGGGAGGGCAGCAUGUUUGUAGCGCUGGCUGCCUCUGUCUUCAGCCUCUUGGCCAUUGCAAUCGAGCGCCACCUUACUAUGCUCAAAAUGAAGCUCCACAACAGUGGAAACACGUGCCGUGUCUUCAUGCUGAUCAGCACAGUGUGGUUCAUUGCUGCCAUCCUGGGUGGCUUGCCCGUCAUGGGCUGGAACUGCAUCCACAGCAUGAAGAAUUGCUCGACAGUGCUGCCACUCUACCACAAGACCUACAUCCUCUUCUGCACCACCGUGUUCAGCGUGAUCCUCAUGGCCAUUGUGGUGCUGUACGCCCGGAUCUACACACUGGUUCGCACACGUAGCCGCAAACUCGUCUUCCGAAAGGUCUCAAACGGCCGGGGGAGCGGGAACAAGAGCUCGGAAAAGUCCAUGGCCCUGCUGAAGACGGUCAUCAUUGUCCUGAGCUGCUUCAUCGCCUGCUGGGCGCCGCUCUUCAUCCUGCUCCUGCUGGAUGUAGCCUGCGAGAUCCGUACCUGUCCCAUCCUCUACAAAGCUGAGUGGUUCCUCGCUUUGGCUGUGAUGAACUCAGCAAUGAACCCUCUCAUCUACACACUCACCAGCAACGAGAUGCGCAGGGCCUUCCUCAAGAUGCUGCUGUGCAGCGUGUGCACUCAGCCCACUGGCAAGUUCUCCAGACCCAUCAUUGGGGCAGAGUUCAGCCGGAGCAAAUCAGACAAUUCAUCGCAUCCCAACAAGGAAGAGCCUGAGUACUCACCCCGGGAAACGGUCGUGUCCUCAGGAAACGUUGCAUCCUCAUCAUAAAAGGGACUGUGGACAUUUUCCUGCCUUUUCUUAUUUAGUGAAUGUAUGCGUAUGUGUGGAGAUCCCACUGGACAUGUAAACAAGAAAGUUUGUCCAAUCCACACCGCUUUUGUUUCGUAAGUGAGAAUAGAGCUUCAUUUUUAUCUAACUAACACCCACGUGUACAACAGUGUUAACGGAUCAUGGAGACAGACAGUCAAAGAUCUAAUGUCGGGCCAGGACACAGUGGGACAGUGAACAAACAACAUGUUUGGGGUCAUUUUUGUUCCUCAGCUGGUUCCUCAUCCACAUGCUGCACAAUCAUAAGAUUGUGCUGUAGAUUUUCAAUUUAAUUAUGGUUCACAACAUGGACAAAGUUUGAGCGUCCAUGAGUGGAUCUGAGUGGACCGAGUCUUUAUGCACGUGUCUGAUUCACAGGUCUCCUGGAGCUGUGUGGAUUGAAAUGGGGGGAAAAAAUGGAAUCAAACGAGUCGAGUUACUAAAAAAAAACUCUAGAAAAGCUUUUAUGUGUAAAUUGGAAUGGUUUAUAGUGUACAGUGUGUUUGGAUGGUUGUAUUAACAUUACAACAUUACAACAGUUUCUAAGCCAAUAUUUCUUACCUGGUAUGAAGGGCUUGACUGGGAGAAAUAGACUGAAACAAGAAAAACACUUUUUUACCCUGAACUGCAAAAAUAUUAAAUAAGUGCAAGACUCUUGAAGGUCACGGCAGCACUGAAAUGUCUUCCUCCGAUUACAAAAUGCACUUAACAACCUGAGCUCUGUAAACCUGAUUAAUCAGUAUUACCCAUUGUUUUUUUUCUUUAUCACAUGGAAACGUUCUAAUUUGAGGAACGUUUAGGAUAGCACUUCUUGUAAAAGUGCUCUUUGAGAGCCAUCUUAGGCCUUUAACUGACUUGUUAUAAUGUAUUAGCAUAUUGGCCUUGUUUUGUACCAUUUCAUGCCCUUACAGGAAAAAAGUGUGAUUUUUACACAUAAUUUUUGCACGUCACAUAUUCAUAUGAACUUAUAUAAACAUGUAAAGAAAAAUAACAUGCAGUGGAAAAAUUCACGCAUCAUAUCUCGUGUUAAAGUUCUGAAAAACAGUAUUUUUUUUCCUGUAAGGGCAAAAAUCAAAUUAAAGAAAUGCAGUAAAAAAAAAA
Pangasianodon hypophthalmus (striped catfish) is the source of this 2680-nucleotide messenger RNA. RefSeq names its product sphingosine-1-phosphate receptor 1 (gene s1pr1). Lineage: Eukaryota; Metazoa; Chordata; Actinopteri; Siluriformes; Pangasiidae. Gene Ontology annotation, molecular function: sphingosine-1-phosphate receptor activity. Gene Ontology annotation, biological process: sphingosine-1-phosphate receptor signaling pathway; angiogenesis. Gene Ontology annotation, cellular component: membrane. The record is from RefSeq and is a predicted model, not a curated record.